This is a messenger RNA of Periconia digitata, 428 nucleotides long. The record is from the annotation of a GenBank genome assembly. NCBI's taxonomy places the organism in Eukaryota, Fungi, Ascomycota, Dothideomycetes, Pleosporales, Periconiaceae.
UUUGAGUUGAUUUGAACAGACCCCGGUACUUUUGGAGAGUACAGCAAUGGCAUUUUGCACCGAGUCAAAUUAGUGAUUGUAACUGCGGCGAAGCAGCUUCCGACAAUCGAUGCAAAGUUCAGGAUAUCCACUUCACACGGACAUUGAUGGCCCAGACUGGCGAUCGAACCCUCCAUAACGAAGUUGCUUGCUGCUUUGUCCUGCAUCAUCACCAGAAAUCUGCAGGAGACAUGUGUAUCAACUUGUCGGUGCCUCGCAGGUCUAGCGCAAGUCCGCUUAUACGCGCCGCAGGAACGUCUGAAUUCAAAAUUUAAAGAAUGGAGACAUUCGGCGCUCUUAAUAAAUAAAACUCGUCGCAAUUCCUCGACGCGAAGUCGAGAAAUGGUAUUAUUGAAGUAUUCUUGGCAGAAUAGUGUAGCGACACUUUC